This is a messenger RNA of Hyaloperonospora brassicae, 1104 nucleotides long. The record is from the annotation of a GenBank genome assembly. NCBI's taxonomy places the organism in Eukaryota, Oomycota, Peronosporomycetes, Peronosporales, Peronosporaceae.
AUGGGCCAAGUUACCUCCGCUGCCGUCGUCGCGUUGACGGCGCUGGCGCUUUCCCCGUCUGCUCACGCUUGGAAGCCGCGCUCUGCGCUUGAUGUCGAGCUCGAGAUCGUGUCCGCCGCGGACAUUGCUGCCGGGGACCGCUUGGACUGGAAGGCUUCACUCAAGGGCCAGUUCUCGUCGAGCGACGCGUUCGCAGCCAUUGAAGUGAUGAACGAGACAGUGGCGUGGACACGUCCCAUUGCCUCGUCACUCAACCCCGAGUGGGACGAGAAGUUCUACUUUCGCAACGUCGAGCCCGACACGUCGUGCAAGCUCUACUUGAUGGACAAGGACCUUUUUAGCGACGAUGCACUCGGUGAGGCGGAGUUCAUCGCGGUUGAUACACAUGGCAAGGAGAAAACCUUCGAGCUACCCAUCACUCAUGAGGCCAAAUCUGCCGGGACGAUUACGGUCAAACUCAAGUCGCACUCGACGUCCACGAAGGGCGACGGGAAGCUGCUGCAAUACGGACCUGUGCACUAUGCCGUGCACUCGAGCUUCGUCGGUGGCGUCCUCACGCAGACCAGGACGGACGAUGACAAGUUGCGGUUUCUGGCCUACCACAUGUACUUGCACGACAUUUCGGUGCACCUGCCGACGGACAUUGAGUGGAAUCGAAACUAUCCGACGAUUCGUCGGAUCUUUGCCUCGGACCACCUGGAAGCGCCUGCUAUGCGCAAGAUGGUCCAGUCCGAGCACGACUAUGUCUACAAACACAACGGCAAUACGGUCUACGGCGAGCUUGAUGAAGCCGAUGAUUUUUUCAAGCUCUUGCACGGCGGCAAACGGCAGGACCAGUCCGUGCUCUAUACCUACGUGGUCGUUGAGACGGGCAUGUACUUUUCCGAGACGGGGGCUGCGUUUUUCAAGGACAUGCUGUCCAAGCACAUGCUGCACUCGAGGGCCCAGUAUCACGUCAAGUACGCCGGGGAGUUCUACAUCAGUAAGGGACAUUUCGGGAAGUACACGCUGCACAUUGACAACAACAGUGGCACGUAUUCCCCGCCGGAGAAAAAAGUUGCCGCAGCUCAAGGCGCUGCUCGAGAGCAAUUUCCCGGGGAUUAA